AUGACGACAACUCAACUUCAAUCUGUAGUAGACCAAUUAAAUCGUUAUAUGACAAUGGUUUUAUUAAUGGUUAUGAUGAUAUUUACAAGAAAAUCGUUACGUACAAAUCCAACUUCAACCUAUCUUCUUGCGUCAACAUUCCCUAAUUGUAUUGCACUAUUAGCUGUUAGUCCACGUAUAGUUGAUAGCUAUGCCAUUUAUCCAACACAACUAGGCUUGUAUUGCAAACUUCGAAUAUUUUUUAGUUUUUCAUCAUUGACACUCACAUCAUGGUUUAUUGUUUUGGCUUGUGUGGAUCGAUACGUAGCAAGUUCAAAAGACGUUCAAAUUCGAUCAUUUAGCUCUGUUAAAAUAGCUAAACGUGCAAUUAUUUUAAUGACUAUUCUUAUAUGUUCAUUAUUUUCACCGAUGUUUUAUUGUAUUGAAGGCUCUUUGGUACUGGGAAUAUUCAAUUGUAUAGGAACAACGCCAACAUGUCAGAGAUUUAAUACUUUCACUACAUUAAUCAGUUUAGCGCUUCUACCGCCAUUGCUUAUGUUAAUUUUUGGUCUAUUAACAGUUCGUAAUGUGAGAUUAGUGGGUAGACAAACGGUUCCAUUGCCAACAACAACAGUAGCGGUUUCUUCUCGUACGAAGAAUAGAGAUCGUCAAUUAAUGAUUAUGCUAUUAGCACAGGUGGCAUCUGCAACAAUGUUUAUAUUACCAUUUUCAAUACAGAGAUUCUAUACAGUAUUAACAGCAUCAGUGGUCAAAAGUGACGAACGAAAAGAUCUUGAAAAUUUUCUUUAUAAUUUCUCAAAUCUAUUGCAGUUCGUCAAUAAUACAACAAGUUUUUAUCUCUUUACAUUAACCGGAACCAUAUUCAGACAAGAAUUAAAACGUUUAGUAUUCUAUUAUUUACCACGGAUGUCCGUCACCAAUGAAACAUCAGCAGCAGCAACAGGAAGAAAAACCCAACUAGAACUACUAACAAUUAAACAUUAA
Didymodactylos carnosus is the source of this 984-nucleotide messenger RNA. Lineage: Eukaryota; Metazoa; Rotifera; Eurotatoria; Philodinida; Philodinidae. The record is from the annotation of a GenBank genome assembly.